AUGCGAUGGCUGCAGAAAAUAACAAUGCAAAGAUUUUAUAAAAAUGGCUCAGAUAUUCUGUUCCUGCUUAGUUGGUGCAUUGGUUUUAUUGACUUGUUGCUUCUCUGAAAGAAGAAUUAAGGAUGGGGUUGCACUUAGCAGCCAAAAGAGAUACGUGGUGUACCUCACCAAAGCGCCUCUAUCCCCACAAAAGUACGACGCAUGGAUCUGCGGAGGCGCACUAGUUACCCCCUGGUUUGUGGUCACCUCAGCUGCUUGCGUUGAGGAUGUCCGCCAUAUGUAUGUGGUGGCUGGAUACGAUAAAUAUGUGAAACCGAACAAUCUCAAUAAGGAUAAAUGCACUCGGUCGAAGAAGAAAAAAGUGGUCUUUACCUGUGUACCUAAAACGUACAAUUUGGACUACGCAAAAAUCGAAAAGUGGUCGUCCAUCGAUAUAGCCGUCGUCAAAGUGGAAUCAGCCUUCAGUCUUUCAGACGAAACGUAUAACACGGACUGUUCUUAUGUACCCGCAACUAUAGCAAUUAAUUAUGACCCCAAAUACCAAGAAGCAGGGAUCGACGCGAUUGUAAUGGGCUGGGGACAUUUGACCAAAUGGCGUUCGCCAAAAGAGCGUGAAGACUGGAAUCAAGAAAACCUGCGAUAUGCAUCCACGCGACUUUACGAUAAGGAAAGGUGUAAGGAACAUUAUUCGGCAGAAAUGGAGCAGAUUAUAGACAAAUACAUGAUCUGUACAUACGCGGCGGGUAAUUUGGAUGAUAAUGGAGAAAUCAUUGAGAGGCCAGAGCUGGUUGCUGAUGGGUGUGUGUAUAAAAAGGUUCUGAUUGACGGUGUGGAAUAUCUACAGUGCGCUAAGGAUCCGAAUGAAAGCUCCGAUGAUACGAGAAGGAAUUUAAAAAAUAUCACCGAUAUAGGAAACUAUACUUAUUUUAGACGAAAUGGGAUUUGUCAGAACGACCACGGAGGCCCGUUGGUCACUUGGGUGGGGACGCAUGAAGUGCUCAUCGGUGUAGCAUCGGUAUUCCGAGUGAAGUCUAAUUUGGAGUGCGAUGGACCAUACCUCUUCACCAGUACUCAGUGUAAUGGCGUGUUUUUGGAUUGCGUGUUGAAUCUAUCAGGAAAAGGUUCAAGAAGGCAAUGUAAUUUAUCACCACAAGAAAGAGGUUUCGAUAUUGUCGAAAGAAAAAUAUCCUGGAUAAACCAUCCUGACGGACCAGCGGAAAAUGAAAGAAUAGAGAAGAUUAGGCUGCGACCGCAAAUACCGAUUGGAGUUUAUGGUUGAUCCAGAAUUAAUACAAUUACAAAUAUAUAUUUGUGAGUUUCCUUUUAUUUGUAAAUAGCCCA
Zerene cesonia (dogface butterfly) is the source of this 1341-nucleotide messenger RNA. RefSeq lists its product as uncharacterized. Bases 44 to 1279 code for a protein of 411 amino acids. The record is from RefSeq and is a predicted model, not a curated record. The transcript is spliced from 9 exons. Lineage: Eukaryota; Metazoa; Arthropoda; Insecta; Lepidoptera; Pieridae. Gene Ontology annotation, biological process: proteolysis. Gene Ontology annotation, molecular function: serine-type endopeptidase activity.